UCCUGGUGAUCCCUGCCUCCCUUCCCAAACUUCUCACUGACCUGACAGCAUCUGGCAGCAGGACAGUGUGGGGUUCAUGGUAAGAGGAGAGGCCUUGCAGAUCCCUGGGGAUUGUGGGGGGUCUGCUGAAAGGAAGGGUGUCCUGGUGAGCUCCUACCCACAGCUCUGUCCUCUCCCCAUCCAGCAAACCCUUUCCUACCAGCCAGUUCUGACAGACACUUGCAGUGAAAAUAAAGCUGCCACCUCUCAUCCCAUUUCUGCCCCGUGAGCAGGUGGCAGCAGUGGCACUGCCACCAAAAAUCACUUCUGUUUUACCCAGUGGCUCUUCCUUCUCUCUCUUCAUCCCUUUCUGGGUUGGAUUCUUCCUGCCCUCACUGGCCCCAGGUACCUGGGGCACUUCCUGAUGAGCAGGGAGUUGGAGUUGCUGAUCUUCCUGCAUCCCCUCCAACUCGAGAUGUUCUGGGGUUCUAACUAUUUUGGUGGCUGCUUUGGGGCCAGAAAGGGUUAAACCAGCAAUCCAAAGGGUCACCUGAGGUAGACAAGGUGGGGGGCUGGAACAGAAGUCCUCAUGGAACCCUGUGUGACCAGUGUUUGUGAGGUCAGGGUCACAGCCCCUCUGUCCCUGGGGACAGCCAGACCCCUCGGGGCCUCCCUGGCAGGGCUGACACCAGCAGGGCCAUGGCUGAUACUGGGGUGGAAACCCUCCUGCAGCUGAAGGAGAUGAGGGAGGCUGUGGAGAAGGAGAUGAGAGAGGCUGUGAAGGAGACUGGGGAGAACGUGAAGAAGGAGAUUGGGGAGAAUGUGAAGCAGGAGACUGGGGAGGCCGUGGAGAAGAUGGUUGAGGAGGCUGUGGAGAAGGAGACUGAGGAGAAGGAGACUGAGGAGGCCGUGGAGGAGGACAUCAGGGAGGCUGUGGAGAAGAUCAGGGAGGCUGUGGAGAAGGAGAUUGAGGAGGGCAUGGACAACAUGACGCUGGGGAGCCCCGCUCAGCCCGCUGCCCCCCAGGCCCUCCCCAAGCCUGCAGCCAUCACCCUCCUCCGCCUGAGGAGAACCUUCGCCUGCACCGACCUGCUGCGCCUCAGCCUGGCCCAGCCCCAGGGCCCCGCACACCAGGAGGGGACCCCGGGCCCCAACCUGCACCCCCUGUGCCCCGAGGACAGCACCCAGCCCUGCACCCUGCUGGCGACACAGGACACGGAACACGUCCCGGUGCAGUUGCAGCAGGAGGAUUCCUCACCACUGCCCUGCCCUGUCCCUCUGAAGGAGGCAGCACGUGGGGAGCAGGAGGACACCCACCCGCUGUAGGACACGGCGUGCUGGACCCCAGUGACCAACCAGGCUCUGCAAAUACAGGGUGGCUCUUCCUGGGGCCUCAGUGAUGGCACCCAGAUCUGAGUCGUGUUUCCCUCUU
Molecule: messenger RNA, 1411 nt
Organism: Apus apus (common swift)
Lineage: Eukaryota; Metazoa; Chordata; Aves; Apodiformes; Apodidae
Product: proline-, glutamic acid- and leucine-rich protein 1-like
Exons: 3
Coding region: 679-1305 (208 amino acids)
Source: RefSeq, a predicted model, not a curated record